Doryrhamphus excisus (bluestripe pipefish) is the source of this 2219-nucleotide messenger RNA. RefSeq names its product GTPase IMAP family member 4-like. Gene Ontology annotation, molecular function: GTP binding. The record is from RefSeq and is a predicted model, not a curated record. NCBI's taxonomy places the organism in Eukaryota, Metazoa, Chordata, Actinopteri, Syngnathiformes, Syngnathidae.
GAAAUUUCCCAGUCAAACAAAUGUGAGAGCAGAGUUGAGAAGCUGAAUAAAUUCUCAAUUCAGACGUGGAAUAAGACACUUUCCCACCUCCUAGCAGGACAUUUAAAGUAAUGGCUGAAGCAAUACCUCUGAGAGAAAAGAAGCAGAAAACUCUACCUCGAUCUGAUGGGUGUGGUCUGAAUAACUUUGACGCUCUAGAUCUGUCUGGAGGCCUCAGAAUAGUCUUGGUGGGAAAAACUGGAUCAGGAAAGAGCGCAACAGGAAACACCAUACUCGGCAGAGCUGCCUUCAGAGAGGAUCCCAGCCCCGUGUCUGUGACCAAGCACUGUGAGACGCAAUGCGGUGAAGUGGACGGGACGGCAGUGCAGGUGAUUGACACGCCAGGCCUGUUUGACACCGCCAUCACAGAAGAAGACUUAAAGUCAAGGAUAGAGGAAUGUGUCAAGAUGUCAGUGCCGGGCCCUCACGCUUUCCUGUUAGUGAUCAGGCUCGGCGUGAGGUUCACCGAGGAGGAGCGGAACGCCGUGAAGUGGAUCCAGGAUAACUUUGGCGAUGAUGCGUCCAUGUACACCAUUAUGCUGUUUACGUGCAAAGACCAGGCUAAAGCUGACAACGCCCUGAAGGAGUGCAAGGAGCUGCGCAGACUCUCCAUUACAUUCGGACGCAGAUACCAUGCCUUCAACAACAACGACGCCGAUGAUCGAGUCCAGGUCAAAGAGCUCAUCACAAUGAUCAAGGAAAUGAUACAAGACAACGGCGGCAAACACUACACCAAUGAAAUGUACGACAAAGCGCAAAGGAAGCUGAAAGAAGAGGAGGAGCGAAAGAAGCAAGAGGAGGAAGACAAGAAGGAGGAGGAGAGAAAGAUAUGGGAUGCGGAGAGAGAGAAGCAAGAGAAGGAGAGGGAAAAGCAGAAAAAGGUUAAAAGAAAGAACAUCCGUGUGGCGUCGGCGGCCGCUGUGGUGCUGGUGUUGGCUGGCGUGGUUAUAGCGGUGGGGGCGGAUACCACGGUGGCGCUGGCUCUUGGCGCACCAACGCUUCUCCUGGGAGUGUUAUGUGGCUUAGCUGCUUUUUGUUUGUGGAAAGGAGUGAGGUGCAAAGCUAAAUCGGAUUUUCCUGUAUAGAUGGAGGUUAGGGUGCAUCAAAUUUGAAUGCAAACUCCACACAGAGAUACCCAAGCGGGAAAUGGAACCCGGGUCUCCUAGCUGUGUGGCCUGCACGUUAACCACUUAUACACCAUCCAGCCUAAUACACAAAUAAUGUUUUGAAAAAACAAAAAGCCACAUCUUUGCGGUCGCAAAUGCUUAAUUGUAAAUAUGCAAAGAUUCACAACCAAUUAUAAAUGAAUUGAUAAUUGACUGAUACUAUGACUCUUACUUAAUAAAUUAUAUUAAAUAUAAUUUGGUGUGGAGUUUGCAUGUUCUCCCCGUGCAUGCGUGGGUUUUCUCCGGGUACUCCGGUUUCCUCCCACAUUCCAAAAACAUGCUAGGUUUAAUUGGCGACUCCAAAUUGUCCAUAGGUAUGAAUGUGAGUGUGAAUGGUUGUUUGUCUAUAUGUGCCCUGUGAUUGGCUGGCGACCAGUCCAGGGUGUACCCUGCCUCUCGCCCGAAGACAGCUGGGAUAGGCUCCAGCACCCCCGCGACCCUCGUGAGGAAAAUGGAUGAAUGAAUGAAUGAAUGAGUUCUCCUCCUAUUUUGUGUGGAAGUGGUAACUUUUUGGCUUCUUAUUUUGUCUUUCCCCACCCGCGGCCAUCUCUGUGUGGUCCAUAGGUAUGAAUGUGAGUGUGUUAUAUGGGCCCUGCCUUUCACCCAAAGUAACCUGGGAUAGGCUCCAGCAUACUCCCACAACCCUAAUGAGGAUAAGCGGCAAAGAAAAUGGAUGGAUCGAUCUGCCCUGUCAUGACUGACUGUACCCACACCACUUCUUCCCCAAAGGCUCCAGCUCUCCCAUGACCCAAUUGGGGACAAGACAUCCUUAAUAUUAUAUAUUGUAUAUGACAGUCAUAAGACUCCAUAUUUUUUGUUGUUGUAACAUUUUAACAUUGUAAAGUGUCAUGCAAAUGUAGACAGAAGUUGGUCACUGUACUGUAUGAUAAAGGAAUUUAGAGCGAUACUGUCCCCUAGUGGUACUUUUCUGUUAUUGCUGAAAUAGAUUUAUCUUAUGUGUGUGUACGCCAUACAGUAGAAGAAAUAAUCUCCCGUUGAUUGUGUUUACAUCUU